Guillardia theta CCMP2712 is the source of this 900-nucleotide messenger RNA. RefSeq lists its product as hypothetical. The record is from RefSeq and is a predicted model, not a curated record. NCBI's taxonomy places the organism in Eukaryota, Cryptophyceae, Pyrenomonadales, Geminigeraceae. The coding region runs from base 1 to 900 and encodes 299 amino acids. Gene Ontology annotation, molecular function: indole-3-glycerol-phosphate synthase activity. The transcript has 8 exons.
AUGGCGAUCAACGAAGAGGAGGUGGAGAAAUUUCUCCGAGUAGUGGAGGAAGGAAAAGAAGCCAAGGCUUCGACCAAGCUCUUCAAGGCUCUCAAGAAGGCUUCUGGUGCUGUCAGUGUUGCCAUCGAGUUCUCCCGUCAUCCCAAUGCUGACGACGGCGCCCUGCAUGGCGUGGAAUUCCGUCAGUUCUCCCUCAAGAUGCGCAGAGAGAAGGCAGGAGCCAUCUUCGUGAACGCUGACAGCAAGUCGGGACUCCAAGACUGCGAAAAGUUCGUCGAAGAGCAAUUGUCAGCCAAGGGAAGUUUUCCUGGUCCUCUCCCUGUCGUCCGCACUGGCGAGGUCACAUCGUCGCGUCAGGUGGCUGAGGCGAAGGCUGCGGGGGUGGAGGGGGUGCUGGUACCCAUGUCCUCUGCAAGCUUGGAGGAGGUGAAGAAGGCCUGUAGCGCACUGGGGAUCGAAGUUUUGACCCUUGUGAGGAGCAAGGAGGAGUGCGAGAGCGCUGUGGCAUCUGGUUCCAAGAUCAUCUGCGUGGAAGCAGCAACGGUGGAGGAGGCAACCGCUAUCCGGGAGCUUAUUCCGAAGGAUUGCGCUGCUGUCGCUUGUCUCAACUCGAGGAUGAGUGGAGCACCGGAGGAUGUAUUCAGCGCUCUCAAGGACGAGAACGCGGAGAUUGAGAUGCUCAAGUUUGCCUCUGCCUUGAAGCCAGCGUUCAACGCCAUCAUCGCACAGAAGGCUGUCCUCUCAGUCACGCACAGGGGGGAGACGUUCUUCGGAUCAUGGCUCCUCGAGUCUCUUCUCAGCAAGAAGAGCGGCAUGGGACCCGUCGAGGCCAUCGGCUUCACGACCACGGGGGUGGACAAGUACGGGGCAGACCUGGGGCAGUACCAGGGGCUGCAGUAG